Molecule: messenger RNA, 710 nt
Organism: Pezoporus flaviventris
Lineage: Eukaryota; Metazoa; Chordata; Aves; Psittaciformes; Psittacidae
Product: shugoshin 1-like
Exons: 5
Coding region: 39-620 (193 amino acids)
Source: RefSeq, a predicted model, not a curated record
CUCUUCGCCUCUGUUGUUUGUUUAGGUAGGAGCUGGCCAUGUCCGAGCGGAAGAUGCAUAGAAGGAGUCAGGCCAGCUUGAAAGAGCGAGUAAGAAAGAGAAACAUGGAAAGGACAGGGCUGGGGAAAGCCUAUGAGCCGUUGUCUGCAGGUGCUAAUGGCACAAGCAGCCACAGUGUGCAACUGAAGAGCAUCCUAGCCAACAACAGAGCUCUAGCUCGGGCUUUGCAGGAGGAGAAGCUCAGAGUGAGACGAGCCAAAGAUGCCUUUCUGUGUUUGAAGGGGGAGAAUCAAUGCCUGAAGUUUGAGAUCUUUUAUUUAGAGAUGCUGCUUCAGUCAUGGCAAAUGUGGGCAUCCGCUGAGAAUGCGAGAAUGUUUCCUCCAGUGCCUCUAAUGAUUCCUGUUGUCACUGGACAGGACCAUUGUGUGGGAGUUCCACAGCAUAUUGUGGAAUAUGAAGAAUUCCCUGAGAGUGAGAUGAAAGCCACAGCAGACGACAGUAAGCCAGCUGGCUGCUUUUCAGAGGACUUCUGUGAAUCUGCCAGUGCUGAUGCUGUAAAGGAAACAGACCCGGAGAGUGGAGUCGUAGAGGAGAUGCGUUUGCAGAUGAGUAUUAUCUGAUAGCUCCAAUUUUCCAGGAGGAAAAAGACUCUCUUGAAAUAAAGGAGAAAUGUUUUCAUUAUCAGUGAUGUGUCCUGUCAUUCUUAACAC